Cephus cinctus (wheat stem sawfly) is the source of this 2137-nucleotide messenger RNA. RefSeq lists its product as uncharacterized. The transcript has 6 exons. Gene Ontology annotation, biological process: sensory perception of taste. Lineage: Eukaryota; Metazoa; Arthropoda; Insecta; Hymenoptera; Cephidae. Gene Ontology annotation, cellular component: dendrite; membrane; axon. The record is from RefSeq and is a predicted model, not a curated record. Bases 26 to 1201 code for a protein of 391 amino acids.
UGUCAGUUUGUGACACAACGUUACCAUGGAAAGUAGAAAUCUUUACCAGACGCUAAAACCGACGUUCUACACAGCUUCGUUAUUAGGGAUGAUACCUUGGAUGAGGAUUAAAAAAACUGAGUCCAAUUGUGAAAAAUUAAUUAUCUGCGAAGCAUCAAGGAUACAAUGGAUCUACGUCUUGUUAGAAAUAGUGCUGCUACUUUGUCUGCUUUAUCCAAAAUGGCUAUACGUCACUACAACGGAGAUGUUUAACUUGACAAAUAUUUCAUCAUUGUUUGAAUUUAUUAUACCUUAUAGUUUAUAUUUUGGACUUGGAACAAUCUGUACAUUGACUCUCAUCAGGGCUGAGCAUCAAGUCGCAUUGAUCGAUAAGAUUAUCAAAAUCGAUCAAAAGUUGGAUCGAAAUUUUAAACUGGACAUGAACUAUAAAAAAGUACAGAGAAUGAGCGUGCUUGCAAUAUGUCUGCCUGUGAUUGUAUACAUAAUAAUAGUAAUUCUUGAUAUAUAUUCCUUCAAAGCAAACAUUUACACGACAUUAUUAAUAGUGAUUGAAAUUAUAUAUUUAGUGGAGUUUCCAUUCUAUUAUGGAUGUCUAGUGAAAAUGGUGUGUCGAUGGGUCAAGUUCAUGACGCUUAUAUUGCAAAGAAAGAUUCGAGAGUCUCAAGAAAUUCCUCAAGGCAUAGACUUCUGUCAGAAUGAUAUAAAAGCUCUAAGGGACGUGUAUAAUAACGUGUCAGAUGUUGUGGCUGGGAUUAACAAAGAAUAUGGCAUUCAGAUAGCCCAACGUUUUAUUUUGAAUCACAUAAGUCUACCAUACUACAGCUACUUUUUUUACCUCAUGAUUAAGGAAGAGCGUGGUGUUCUGCCUAUUAUCGACACUGUUAUAUGGCUUGGGAUAUUUGCCUUACCAGUGGUUUACGUUGCCGUAAAUUGCGAAAGUGUUAACAGAGCCUCGCUGAAAAUGGCUUACGUUGUACAUAAGGCAAUCAGAGUAGUUCCAGGCACACGUACAAAGAUAGAUCUGAACAUGUUAUCUCUACAGAUAACUGAUGAUAAAUUUGAAUUUUCGGCCUUCGGUUUGUUCAUGAUAAAUAAUUCAUUCUUGACGUUUAUCAAAGGAAUGACCACUUACAUGGUAAUCCUGAUCCAAUUCGACAUUCAGGAAUCUACGAGGAACGUUACAGUACCAGAGGUCUCUUAAAGGCAGUUCAAGCUAGGAUUAACAGCGAUUCAUCAAAGGGACGAACCGCGCCAGGUGACGUCCUGAUGAUGCUUUUCAACUAUAAUCUGGCGAGAUCGUGAACAACUUUCCAGACGUUCCUGCCCAUAUCCCCCAACCACCGGUAUUCCGUGUAAAUGCGUCUCGUUUUCAAAUAGCGGCACGAACGAAAGUGUAAGAGAGAGAGUAGGGAGAGAGUCAUUGCCAGCGUGGGAGAGAGAGAGAAAGAGGAAUAGAGGGUAAGAGGUGCACCAUAGGAAUGUCAAUGAAUCCUAGUCUAUUUUAGUGUCAAGAAAAUAUACUAUGGAUAUACAUAGAAUAAAAGUCCUUAUACUAUAGAAUAAAAGAGAACAUGAUCGUAAUUUAGUUGUCAGCAUUGUAAUUACCACCGAUAAGAACGUGAUUAAAAAAAAAAGUAAACUGAUAAAAAGCACGGUUAUUUUAAACCACGGAUUCCGUGAAAAAGAUACGUUAAAUGGAUCGACAUUGUUCACGUGCUUUGAACUAAUCAGGAUGAUAAUUCAUGAGGUGUGAUAAUUUUCAUGUAUAUACUGUAUAUCUUUUCAGAAAAAAAGCAUAAGCCUUUUUUUGAACAUGAUUGAUCCUAAAUCCGUUAUCGACUCUAUCAGAUUGUUUUCUCAAUGGUUCCUGUAUAAAACUAUUUUCAAUCUUUCUCUUUCUCUCUUUCAUGUGAUUUCAGGUCGACAGGGUUUACUACCCUGAUCUAAUAAAUUGUUUUUUCUCUCUAGCUUUCUUUCUUUGUCUCUUACACUUCCCCUAGAUAUUUUUUCUCCACGGCGAAAUUAUCCCAGUGAACAAACAUCGUUUUAUCCUGGUGGAUCUAUCGACGUUCUACGUCCUACCUUUCUUCUCCAAAUACGUUUCACACAUUACCAUCUAUUCUAAGAGUUCUAUAUU